Messenger RNA from Coregonus clupeaformis (lake whitefish), 591 nucleotides. Its product is annotated as choline transporter-like protein 1. Gene Ontology annotation, cellular component: membrane. Gene Ontology annotation, biological process: transmembrane transport. Lineage: Eukaryota; Metazoa; Chordata; Actinopteri; Salmoniformes; Salmonidae. Bases 1 to 591 code for a protein of 196 amino acids. The transcript is spliced from 6 exons. Gene Ontology annotation, molecular function: transmembrane transporter activity. The record is from RefSeq and is a predicted model, not a curated record.
AUGUUAAACAAGGACCUAUUGCAGGAAAAUGCCUGUGCUCGCUGUAUGCUGAAAGCCUGCAUCUGCUGCUUGUGGUGCCUGAAGAAGUGUCUAACAUACCUGAAUCAAAACUCGUACACGGCCACAGCGAUCAACAGCACCAGUUUCUGUACGUCGGCGCGCGACGCCUUCGUCAUCCUGGUAGAGAAUGCCCUCAGAGUGGCCACCAUCAACACCGUGGGGGACUUUGUCCUCUUCCUGGGAAAGGUACUGAUCGUCUCCUGCACUGCGUUCGUGGGUGUAUUGUCUCUCAACUACCAGCGGGACUACACGGUGUGGGUGUUGCCCCUGCUCAUCGUCUGCCUGUUCUCCUGGCUGGUGGCCCACUGCUUCCUGUCUGUCUUUGAGAUCGUGGUGGACGUUCUAUUCCUCUGCUUCGCCGUGGACACCAAGCACAACGACGGCAGCCCCGGCCGAGAGUUCUACAUGGACAAGGCCCUAAUGGAGUUUGUGGAGAACAGUAAGAAAAUGGUGGGAAGGGAUCGGCCCGAGGCAGAUGGAGACGGUCGUGAGAUGAACCCCAUGACUCAUGAAGGAGGGACUUUUGCUUGA